AUGGACAACUUAUUAGAAGAGCUUGGCUGUGAAAGGGUGUUUGGGGGACUCGUGUGGAUUCUGGUCGCCUCCUCCAAUGCUCCUCUACCUCUGCUGCAAGGAUGGGUCAUGUUCGUGUCCGUGACGGCUUUCAUCUAUUCCCUCCUCUUCCUGGGCGUGUUCCUCUCUGGCGUGGUGACUCAGAUUAAUGCCGGCUGGAACUUCCUGGAUUUUGCUUACCAUUUUACAGUGUUCGUCUUCUACUUUGGAGCCUUUUUGCUGGAAGCACCCGCCACAUCACUGCACGAUCUACGUUGCAAUAGAAGCAUGGCUGUGCAGCCGCUCUUGAACGAUAACCAGUAUAACAUAAACGUGGCAGCCACAAUUUUUGCCUUUGUGACGACAGCUUGUUACGGUUGCAGUUUGGGUCUGGCUUUACGACGAUGGCGACCGUUAACACCCCUUACAAACUGA
Molecule: messenger RNA, 453 nt
Organism: Eubalaena glacialis (North Atlantic right whale)
Lineage: Eukaryota; Metazoa; Chordata; Mammalia; Artiodactyla; Balaenidae
Product: protein MAL2-like
Exons: 3
Coding region: 1-453 (150 amino acids)
Biological process (GO): myelination
Cellular component (GO): membrane
Molecular function (GO): structural constituent of myelin sheath
Source: RefSeq, a predicted model, not a curated record